Vespula vulgaris is the source of this 5304-nucleotide messenger RNA. RefSeq names its product ras guanine nucleotide exchange factor B (gene Schip1). Lineage: Eukaryota; Metazoa; Arthropoda; Insecta; Hymenoptera; Vespidae. The transcript has 15 exons. The record is from RefSeq and is a predicted model, not a curated record. The coding region runs from base 776 to 3463 and encodes 895 amino acids. Gene Ontology annotation, biological process: positive regulation of hippo signaling. Gene Ontology annotation, cellular component: plasma membrane; cell junction.
UGUCGCAUCAAUGACAAGUGGAAGGGAAUCAAUAUUUUCCAUUUAAUAUCGUAACAUUUUGCGUUUUUAAUAGAUCCAAAUAAAUCACAUCCUACUUUAACAUGCUUUGACACGCGUAUGAAUAUAGAGUACACUACGUAGAGCACAAGGGUUGACAGAGUCCUUCGACGAAGCUGGCAACGAUUCUAGGCCACUCGAUACGGAAGCUCGGCGCCAGUUAUUUACGACGAGACAAAGCCUAUUAUAGUCUCCCAUUCGGUCAUUCGACAUUGAAUUUUGACUAUGCGAGCCAAGGACAAAAAAAGCACGUUCUUUGCAUCAAAUUAAACAAUACAACAUUCUUGCUUUUUAUUCGCUAACGAAUUACAUCUAGGUCGGCGAACGAGCUGAUGGAAAGUGGUAGGCUCGAAACAAAGAGGUGGAAACGAUAGAGAAAGGAUGAAACGAGAAUAAAAGGCAUUGAAAAAGGAAGGAAAGAAAGCAAGCGAAGAAAAGUAUUCGAUCCGAUUCGGAGGAGAGAACCGCCAACAACCCCACGAGGCAACGAAACGCAUGCGCGGCGUAUCUUCGACGAAGGUUCGAGAAAGAAAGGAGCUCUGCGUUGCUUUAUUGACUAUCGUCGUCCUUCCCUCGCAGACGAAUUCGUGGAAUGCGAGAACGAAGACGCGCCUCACGAUCGUCGCUUUCUAAACCGUGAAAGAUCAAGGGAUUGGCACAUUCGACUCUCCCGAAAGAUAUACUUGUCUACUGUCCACGAAUAAUACGAGGAUUCGAUAUGCGACUCAGGGAAGCCAUCGUCUCGCUACCUUUGCAUCCUGGAGGACUGAACAACAAUCAGCUUCAUAGAAGCAACGAGAGUCAAUCAACGACGGAGGAGGUUGCCAACCAAAACGACUCAUCCUCGUCGACGGAUUUCGGCUUGGAAGAAACGGUCGAGUUUCACGUCGCCGAGGACACUACCACGUGGUCCUCGCUCGCUAUAGCGCGGGACAACAUUCAGCUUGAAUCGGCCAACAACGGACGCAACAACAUCAACAAUAAUUUGACCACCUCGAGGAUUCGUCGAAACAGUUCGAUCGAUAGUCUUGCCGAUUACGAAGGGCGUAACUCUUCUCGGGAGGAUUCGUCGUCCCACGAGUUGACUCCGUCCGAGUGGUCGGAUCUCUCCGAGGAGGGAAAUCUUCCGUCUGGUUGUUGCGGCAUCGUUAAUACCAACUAUCCAGGAUUUCAACAUCUGGCGCCUUCCUUGCUCUCGGACACCGACCUUACCGAAGACGAGCACGACAGCUGCCCGGAUUAUAUCCGUUUGAACGACAUCGACGCUCGCUCCAGCGAAAACGGCAACGAGUAUAACAACAAUAUCGACGAGAGUAUCAAUCAUCUUUGCGGACAGAGAAACGAUCGAAAGACCUUUUACGAAAAGCCUAAAUUUAAUAUACAGACGGUGACUUCUCUGUACGAGUCAGUGGUGCCACCCUCGGAGAAGUGUAUAAACUACGUGAAGAGCGUGGAGGUUUCGAGGUCGGAGGAGAAGGCUCUUUCGCCAGAACCGGAGAUAAUCGAGACUGAAAAUUUCUUGACAUUGGAAUCCGAAGAAGCGUUCCGUCAUUCCGAGGAUAUUCUCAAAAACGAACGCGACAGAGAGCUGAACGUAGAGCUCGAGGUCUUCAAAUUGUCGAUCGGCGUGAAGGAGACGCUCCAAUUUCCAGAGAUCGAGGAGAUUUUAGAUUCGGGGAAAACCAGCGAAGUAGGCGAGACGGAGGAUAGCGUGGUGGAGCACAUCGACCUCAUACGCGAGGCAAAGGAAUUGCCUCGCACCGACCGCUCCAAAAUAGGCAACCAAGCGACGACAACGUCGACGGCGACGGCAACGACGAUCGUGUCGAACGGUUCUCCUGGUGACUCUGAGACUAACACCGACACCGAAGGUUACACGGAAGAACAGUCAACGUACGCGAAGCUCGAAGAAAUCGAUCUCCUCUCGAGCAUCGGCCGAGACAUCGGCGUUGAUCUCGAAAAAUACGUUCAGUCCGUUCCGGACGUCGUAGCCAUGGAGGCCGUUGACACCGUGCGUGGCUCGUCGCGCGGCUCUUCGCGCGGCUCUUCGCGCUCCGCGUCCGGCAAUCGCAACAUGCUCAAGGAUCCUGUCUCAGAAGACACGAACAAGAUUUUAGACCGAGAUCUUUCCGACGCGUCGAGCGCCGACUGUAGGAAGAAAGAAAAGAUGGUGAGGAACCAGGCAAAGAGAAGGCAACAACAACAACAGCAGCAGCAACAGCAGCAACAACAGCAACAGCAGCAACAACAACCACUUCGGUCGUCCAACUCGCGACGGCCAGAUAAGCGAAGGGCCGAUACCGAGAGCGGUCCAGGUGGAUUUGACGUCUUCAACAUCGAAACGGCAAUGCCAAAGAUCGACUUGGAUGCGAUCGAGUCGCAUUUGAGAGCUGCGCGUGAAGAAGAGCGACGGGAAGAUGACAACGACACGACGAGAGCACCCGUUCCAGUACCAGAAGUCACGGUGCUUGAGAAACCGAAAGAAGAGAAAGAUCCCGAGAGGGAAGAUUUGAUCGCUCGAUUCGAUAGAUUGAUCCGAGGAGAUCCGGAUGAUACGCUCGAGCGACGGAACGACCGUGAGGAGAUUAGAAGAAGACUCGCGAUGGGUCCGGACGCCGAAGACAUGCGCGCUGAACGCGGAAGAAAGCCAAGCCUUCAGUCUCGCCUACAAAGUGGCAUGAAUCUCCAAAUUUGCUUCAUGAACGAGACACCGUCGGACACAGAAUCGUCAUGUUCGGAGAGCGACGCUUUGCCAGGAUCUACACCAAUGUCCCGUGGAUCGAAACAGCAAGCGAAGCAGCAAGCGAAGCAACAAGCACCCGCCAGACCGCAAGUACUCAGCCUUCCACCGUUGAGACUCGACUCGGGUACAAAUUCAGCACCGGUGGACGAGGCAGAUUUUUUUGCACGCCAAGCGAGACUUCAAACGGAAGCACGCAUGGCACUCGCACAGGCUAAAGAAAUGGCUCAUAUGCAAAUGGAAGUGGAAAGACAAAGGCUCAAACAAAGUCCUAUCACGGAAAUGGUACGAUCCAGUCUGGAAAAAGUUGGCGUUCAACUGGGGGAAGAUAGACGACGAUUAUCUAGAGUUUUACUCACGGAACUCAAUGUCGCACAGCUUCAAGUAAUAGCUAAUGAUCUACACGCGAGAAUCGCUGCUUUGAACGAAGCUCUGGUCGAAGGACUCUUGAGAAGGGACGAUCUACAUAUGGAGCAAGAUUCGAUGCUCGUCGACGUUGAGGAUCUUACCCGAUACUUAGGUGCCAAGCAGGAAUCGAUGAAGAAGAAACAACAAACGGCCGCGGCGAAUCGAAACAAUCAACAACAGACGACGGUCGGUCAAACGAAGAACACGAUCAAGCCGAAGUUGACGCACCGUAGUUUAGUCGCUCUCGUUAGGAAAUAAUCUUUUGCCACGAGACUACGCAGUCUCGUCGGAAAUUAAACGAGCGGAGCUAAUCACCAGGGACGAUGAAGCUUUGCAGCAUCUUAAAAUGUUCGAAGAACAAAAGGGAAGACGAGGAUCGCUAUAACCUGGAUGAAAAAGAAAGCUGCAAUCUUUGAACGAAAUCCGAGGUGUGCCUGCUUAGACUUUUGCAGACAGUGUUUCAAAGGGGGGAAAAAAAAGUUUUUUCCAGAAUUUCCAAAGGUUUUUACAGCUUUGUCGUUAUCAAGUCGCAAAGUAGUUUUACCUACCUACGUAUAUACAUAGACGGUCAAGUAGCAACGAGCAAGAUUAACUACGUUUCAGUCCGAGAGGUGCACUCUCUUUCUAUAUCCGGAUCCAGAAGAUCUGAUUGUAAUCCACAACUAUGCAUGCAUAUGUUUACCGAGUGUAUCGACAUCGCCUUUAUAUAAUAGUGCGCCAAAAUAACGGCAAAUCUCUUCUAUGUUGUAUAUAGGUCGAGAUUUCUUAGCGGAUGCACGUGUCUACGAUCGUAUUUCCUUCAUUGUCGCGUGCAUAAUUUCUUUUCCAUGGUCUUCCAAAAAUUAUCUCCCGUUUUCAUUUUCCUUUUUUUUCUUUGUCCUUCUUUCUUUCUUCGCACUAUGAAAAAAACGUGUGUUACAUAUCAAACAGGUAGAAAAAAUAUAGUUUUAUUAGUUGAUAAAAAGGCAAUUACAUCCUCGCGUCUACAGAUACGUUUCUGUUGUAAUCAUCGGAUUUAACAAGAGUGUGCAUUGAAGGAAAUAUUAAUAACCGUGCGAAUUUCUUUUAGACAACAUCGUCGAUCAAUUUGCAUAUCAUUAAUCAUGCAUCCGAAAGUAUACCGGAUCUUCCUACCUUUCGUCGCAUAUACAAUACUUAUGACAAUUAAUGGAUGCAUCCCUCUCUUGGUGGAAAGUAGUGAGAUACGUUGAAGUAGGUACACGUUUCUUAUCCGUACAAAAAGUGCAGGAUGUUACCUCACUUGGCGUGUCAUUCUUGCGAAGACAACGUCAUAACGAUCUCUACGAAACACUCUUUAACACGCGUGGUGCACGCGAACGUUUCGCAAAGAUCUAUCUUAAUUAAUUCAAGAAGCGCUUCAUCUACGAUGCGUUGUCGUGAAUGAACGCUAAAGGAGGUCGCUAAUUAACUUUGGAUCGUGCAGUCUAAUUAACUGUUUGAGCAUUGUUUACUAUCCCGAGACGAUGAGACACAAGGAUACAUCUUUUUAUGUGACAACGGCGCGAACGCAAAGCACGAUAUGGCAGAAGGCAGUUUGCAUGCACGUUUGUACGAUACUUGAAUUUGCAUUCCUUCGUCUCUUCGUUGAUGCAUUCAUCUGCCGACCGUAUUUUUGGGAAAUAAAUAGAAUCCCUGAUCGAGCUUUAGCCGCGUAUAUGAAAGCACGAGAAUACGCGAUAUUGUCGUGCGUGUACGCGCAUAGAUGCAGGGUGAUGCGCACUUCGAAGUGCACGAUCGAUUCGAGAAAACGAAAAGCAAGUGAUGUAACAACGAAGGAUUUUAAUAUUGAGGCCUUGCAAAAGAUAGGAAGAAAAGCAACAAGAUUCUGGAUCAUCGAGACAAACACAUAGGCAAACAUAGACAAACAGUAGAAGGUAUUUAUAAUAUUAAAGAAAAUAAAAAAACCUCAAACUUGAAUCCAUCCUCGAGGAGGACCGCCGUCGGACGAUUGGAUCGGCUGUCAUAGAAAACUCUACACACUUGCGUAUUAUCUACAAAAUACUUUUAAUCGUAAUAUUAAUUAAUAAUAUACAGAUUGUAAAUAACUAAACAAUAAUAAAAUAUGCUGUAACAAGUUC